Messenger RNA from Lycium barbarum (goji berry), 2894 nucleotides. Its product is annotated as nudix hydrolase 2-like. The transcript has 5 exons. Bases 307 to 546 code for a protein of 79 amino acids. The record is from RefSeq and is a predicted model, not a curated record. NCBI's taxonomy places the organism in Eukaryota, Viridiplantae, Streptophyta, Magnoliopsida, Solanales, Solanaceae. Gene Ontology annotation, molecular function: NADH pyrophosphatase activity; ADP-ribose diphosphatase activity; NAD binding.
GGAAAACUUAAUCAGUCUAUAUAAAGCUUGUCGGGUUUCAGAUUUGGUACUGAACUUAAUUAUUUGUGUUGAUAUUCAUAGGCAAGUGUUUCAGACAACUUGUAAAAGGUGCUUACAAGCUCCUUCCUUCAAAUCUUUCUAUACAAAGAAAUUUUGAACGAUGGUUUUGGUGGAAGAGAUAAUGAGAGUAGUCGAAAAUGGAGUUAUAAUGGAGCGAAAGAGACAAGUAUUUGAGGCAGAUGAAGAUGCAUAUGACGGUAUGAAUGUCCACAUCAAGGAAUCAAUGAUUCUAACCACUUCAUUACUAUGCUUAGAGCAUCAAUUACACAAUGGACGAAACAGGGAAAGACGGCUGUUUGGAUUAAAUUGCCUAUAGAACAUGCCAUCCUAGUUAACGCUGCAGUCAAGGAAGGAUUUUGGUAUCACCAUGGAGAGCCAACAUACUUGAUGUUGGUGUACUGGAUUCCUCAAACUCCUAAUACUAUUCCUGCAAAUGCUUCUCAUAGAUUGGGGCUCUUGUCAUCAAUGAUAAUGGAGAGGUAUUAGUGGUCCAAGAAAGAAAUGGGACAUUCAGGGGCACAGGGUGUUUACCCCAAAUUUGGAUAAUCAAUUAAAUUUAUGAAUGAGUUAUAGAAUAUGUGGUUAAGCCUUAAUCUAUUUGGUAGAAAAAAGAUAUAUAUGGAUAUGCUAUGAAGAAGCUAAUAAUAAUCAGUGAUUUGCUACAGAUUUUUGUAUCUAGUAAUAUAUGAGUAUUGUUUGAUUGAGCAGAUCUAAAAGAAGAACACAAUAAUCCGGACCAAAAUCAGAUAUUGAGAGGGAGAGAUUUAUAUAUUAUUGCUAUUACAAAUGUUCUAGAACUUAAUUAGCCAGCCCCCUAAAGUAGGGUAAUGACCCCUAUUUAUAGUUUUGCCUCAUGUGCUUCAUACAACAUAAGGCCCUAAAGAAUAAAGAAAAACCCUAAAAUGAAUAAGGUUGGUCGUACGGUCUGACACCCGUACGAUUGGCAGUAAAAUGUGGCAGAACGGUAUUGACGCGUGGCAAUUGUGUAACAGAUCACCCGGACCAACGACCACGAUCAAACGGACCAGUGACCACGAUCAAACGGACCAACGACCACGAUCAACUCGGCUAUGGAGCAACCGGACCAAAUGAUGUUCUUCCCUUGCUUCGGUCCAAGCACUCCUCCGGUCCAGAAAGAAAGUCUUCGUGCACGUGCUUGUCCCUUUCUUCCUUCGGUCUUCGGUCUUACCGGUUUAACAUAUAUCCGAUUUUUACCGUAUACAGAUAGUCCUCACACUUUCCGGACCGUAGUUUUAUCGGAGUAAUGGGAAGUGGAUGAAUCAAGAAACCGGUGGCUCAAUUUAUCCGUUGUUAUCUUUUCAUUUUGGCAGGAACAGUUGCGUCACGUCCCUCUGUUAUCGGCCACGUGUCUCAUCCCGGAUGGUCAACUCUGACAAUCGCCGUAACACACGUCACUUCAAGUCAUUUCUCAUUAAUUAUGGGACACGUGGCAUCCCCCGAUUGGCUGGGGUUUGAAACCGCCUCGAUCCCAUACUGUAACGACCCGUUUGGUCGUUUAUCACUUUAAAACUACGAAAAGGGUAUGGGACUAUAUAGUAUUUAUUGACAUGAUUUUAAUAUAUGAAAUGGUGCAUGAAUUAGUGGAGUAAGUAAGUGGGCCAAGCCCACUACCCCUUGUUUUGUGCACGUCAUGUUCCUAAAGAAAGAGGAAAAAGUAGAAGGAAAUUAAAUAAUUAUAACUAGAAUAGUAACUUGCUUGUCAACCACACCUACAUGUGAAAUUAUGGGAAAUGGGCAACAAAAUGGGACUAUGUACCUAUUGUGGUGUGGUGGCAGUGAUUACAAAGCCACUAUGUAAAUAUAUGUCCAUUAUAUGGAGUCCAAUUCUUUAUCUAACAAAUGGGAGUUGUUUAUUUUAAGAGGAGUAGAAACGUUGGCAGCAACUUUAAACUCUGGGAAUUAAUUUGGAAGAGCAAAAUAUAAGCAAUAACUUUAGCUUUGAGAAUUAAAUUGAAGAGCAAUACGUUGGCAGCAACAUCUUUAGCUUUGGAAUAAUUCUUUUUUUUUUUUUUUGAAGAGCAGAAACGUUCCAACAAGAAUUCUAGGAACUCAACUGUGCAAGUAAGGAUUUCUUCCAAUUAUUGUUCUUGGUGUAAUAUAAUUAAUCCUCUAUGUGUUUAGUGGUUAGGUUAUAGUGUUCAUGUCAGAGAUGAUAUUAGUAAUGAUUGUGGGUUCAAUUUGCUUUUUAUGAAUAUGGAGAAUUGCGGCAUCUGUUUGUAGCUUUUCUUGGCAAAUCGGAUAACUCCCUUUUCUUGUCCAUUUAUCUUUUCAUAUAACCAUUAAAAUAGUAUUAAGCCUUGGUAGAAAUUUUUCAUUUUGUAAUUACGUCAUGUGCUAUAGGGAAAUUUUAAUAUUUCCAUGAAUGACAUAAAAUAAGUGUUCUAAUUUACCAUUUUGAUUGGGUAAUGAUUAUGAAUAAUUGUGGGCAAUAAUGAGGAUAUGUUUCUAAGCUACAGGUUUUCUAAUUCUAAUGAAUUCAUGUGUAAUGCUUAUUCCAAGCUACUGGUCCGUCCAUUUCUUCAUGUUUCAAAAUUUCUUUUAUGACUUUGAUGCUUUGACUAUAGUUUUGAUACAUUGGGUGUAUGAAGUCGAAUAUUAGAUGUAUUAAAUUAUAUGUACGCCUCCAAAUUCCUGGCACUUAAGAUUUUGGGAAAAUUAAAGGUUUCGAGUCCUAGUCUUAAGAAAGGAGAAUUAAUGAUUUGAGAGUCCAUUUAUGGAUGAAAUUGAUCAAUUUUAAAAAUAUAUGAUCCUUAGAUAAUGGGUGAAAUAAUUUUUCAAUAAAAUUCCAAUCUUGCCCUUAUGGGCCGAAGGCC